GAACAUGCACUUUGAAAAAGGCAGGUUACAGUAGUAACGCUAAGGUUGACUAAGUGGAACGACCUCCAAGCAAGAGAAAUUAUUGUGUCUCAUGAUCUACUGGUAUAUUUGGAAUUCCUGUGAAUCAGUGAUGCUUUGAGGAAAACACUUCAGGUCCUUCAAUUACUUGGUGUCGGUGAAGCUCUUUGUUCCACAGAAUCGCUAGAGAGUUGUAUUCUCUCGCUUUCUUUAUUCACCUUAAACCAUCAAAGUCAGCCAUAAUCAACAUGUCUUCGCCCGUAAUCACUAUUGUGGGCUCCCUCAAUGCCGACCUAGUUACGAGGACCCCUCGUUUCCCCAAUCCGGGGGAGACCAUAACGGCGCACGCCUUCUCGACCGGCUGCGGGGGCAAAGGCGCGAACCAAGCUGUCGCUGCUGCGCGACUCUCCGGCACGCCUGGCAAACAGGUGGGAGAUGGGUUCGAACCGCCGGCGGCCGAAGUUCGAAUGAUAGGGGCGGUUGGGCAGGAUCAGUUUGGAACCAUGAUGCUCGAUCAACUGGAAGAAGAUCAAAUAGAUGCGUCCGGCGUGUUACGAGUCAAAGACUCGACAACGGGGACGGCAAGUAUCACAGUGGACGAUUCCGGCGAAAAUUCGAUUCUCGUCGUCCGGGGUGCAAAUGGAAGACUACCGCACGAUCGAUCCCUAUUGAAAGGCGAUGAGACCAUCGUUUUGUUUCAGCUCGAGGUCGACAUUGAAGUGGUUGAGAAGAACCUCAAAGCCGCUAAGCAGAACGGAGCCAUUACGAUUCUGAAUCCAGCCCCUGCCGCGAGGCUGUCGGACAGCAUUCUUAGUAACGUCGACAUCCUCGUGUUCAAUGAACAUGAGAUGGCCAUCUGCGGGCCGGACCCGGCAGAACUCGGCGAAGACAAAACCCAGAACGGAGCCGAGUGGUUCAUGGCAAGAGGGGUGAAGUAUAUCGCAUUAACACUGGGGUCUAAGGGCUCCAAGACGUGGUCAUCCAAUGGGGAGACUUUUGAGAGCGGAGCUGGGGCCGUCGAAAAGGUGGUGGAUACGACAGCGGCCGGAGAUACAUGGGUGGGAGCCUUUGCUGUAGUCAUAGCACUGGGAGCUGCAAACAGGAAGGAGGCAGGACAGGCGCAGAGCAUCAACAUGACAACAAUUAAAGAUGCGGUACGGUUCGCCCAUGUCGCCGCCGGCAAGACGGUGGAACGCAGUGGAGCCAUCUCAUCGAUUCCUCAAGGAAAGGAGGUUCAGGCAGCCUACGAACCGAUCCUGAGGCUCUUGCAGAAAUCUUGAGACGGGUUCAAUUCCGUGACACGCACCAUUCGAUGAUAAAGAACGGGCAGGCAUUCUCAAGGAACGAGAGAAAUGUGGAUGAGAAAUGUGGAUGAGAAAUGCGGGAAUGGAACAUUUUGCAUAUGCAGGCGCAGAUCCAAUUGCUAAAUCUUGGUCAUUAAUUAGUAGAGUAGAUAUGAGACGAGAUGAAUGGAUAGACACGUAUGAAAAGUAGGACGCGACGAGACAUGGUCA
Eremomyces bilateralis CBS 781.70 is the source of this 1532-nucleotide messenger RNA. Its product is annotated as Ribokinase-like protein. Gene Ontology annotation, molecular function: ribokinase activity. Gene Ontology annotation, biological process: D-ribose metabolic process. NCBI's taxonomy places the organism in Eukaryota, Fungi, Ascomycota, Dothideomycetes, Eremomycetales, Eremomycetaceae. The coding region runs from base 267 to 1298 and encodes 343 amino acids. The transcript is spliced from 4 exons. The record is from RefSeq and is a predicted model, not a curated record.